This is a messenger RNA of Didymosphaeria variabile, 909 nucleotides long. RefSeq lists its product as uncharacterized. The record is from RefSeq and is a predicted model, not a curated record. NCBI's taxonomy places the organism in Eukaryota, Fungi, Ascomycota, Dothideomycetes, Pleosporales, Didymosphaeriaceae. The transcript has 2 exons. Bases 1 to 909 code for a protein of 302 amino acids.
AUGCAUACAGCGGUCGUUUCUCAUGGUGAUGUGGAUGAAGGACCAACUGAGACGUACGGGCAGGGUAAGCUGCUUCUUCGCAUUGGCAACGGCGGAGCAGGAGCUCUUGGUCUCAUACGCGCCUUAGCAGAUGAUUAUUUGGAUACUUUACCCUCGCCCUUCUCGAUAACAUGGACGUGCAAUCACUCGCGCAACACGCAGCUGGCGCUCCUGCACGACCAUAUCGACCUCGCACUGACGUAUGAGCGAGACCAGGAAGAGCUCGCUGCGAAGGAAGGCUGGUCUGUUACUGUGGGAUGUGUGUUCCAUGAUCAUUUUGUACUCGCAGGACCAGUCGCGGACCCAGCAGGUAUUCGUCACGCGCGAAAUGUCAAAGAAGGCAUGCAACGUAUUGAAGAAGCGCAGUGUCUGUUUCAUGCUCGCGCUGACGCCUCGGCAACCAUGUGGAAAGAGCGUGCGUUGUGGGCGGCGGCUCGUAUGAAGCCAUGGGAAGAUGAGGAAGCGGCGAGGUGGUACAAGACUUCUCUAUUGAACCCCGCUGAUGCCUUGAAGAGUGCGGACAAGGCAGGCGCCUAUUUAAUCACUGAUCGCUCAACAUUAUUGGGGCAGACAGGUCUGCGAACUAUCAGCAAGACAACGGUGUUCUUUGAGCCUGAGGAAGAGAACGAUGUGUUGAUGAACAGUUGCUAUGCUUCGUACAAGUACGGUGCGGCUGCAGACAGAGCUAAGGCUGUGAACGAAUUUCUGGAUUAUGCGAGGUCGAAGAGGGGACAGAAAGUGAUGAGCGAUUUUGGUACGGCCGAAGUGGGAGUCCCGUUGUUUGCAACGCUGGACGAAGGAUUUGCAAGAACGAAGUUGACGGAUGGGUUACCUAGGGGUGGCAGGUGGAUAGGAACUUCGAGUUUGUGA